Messenger RNA from Sphenostylis stenocarpa, 444 nucleotides. NCBI's taxonomy places the organism in Eukaryota, Viridiplantae, Streptophyta, Magnoliopsida, Fabales, Fabaceae. The record is from the annotation of a GenBank genome assembly.
AUGACGACGCGGUUCAAGAAGAACAGGAAGAAGAGGGGUCACGUGAGUGCAGGUCAUGGGCGCAUCGGAAAGCACCGGAAGCACCCGGGAGGGCGCGGUAACGCCGGAGGCAUGCACCAUCACCGCAUCCUCUUCGACAAAUACCAUCCAGGAUACUUUGGGAAGGUGGGAAUGCGGUACUUCCACAAACUCCGCAACAAGUUCCACUGCCCCAUCCUCAACGUGGACAAGCUGUGGUCCCUCGUCCCCCAGGAAGCCAAGGACAAGGCCUCCAAGGACAACAAGGCGCUUCUCAUCGAUGUCACGCAGUUCGGUUACUUCAAGCUUUUGGGGAAGGGCGUUGUGCCGCAGAACCAACCUCUCGUAGUCAAAGCCAAGCUCGUCUCCAAGAUCGCCGAGAAGAAGAUCAAGGAGGCCGGAGGCGCCAUUGUUCUUACCGCUUGA